Priapulus caudatus is the source of this 2840-nucleotide messenger RNA. Its product is annotated as RNA-binding protein 38-like. NCBI's taxonomy places the organism in Eukaryota, Metazoa, Priapulida, Priapulimorpha, Priapulimorphida, Priapulidae. The record is from RefSeq and is a predicted model, not a curated record. The transcript is spliced from 4 exons. Gene Ontology annotation, molecular function: RNA binding. Gene Ontology annotation, cellular component: cytosol. The coding region runs from base 265 to 933 and encodes 222 amino acids.
UCUCGCUAGUUGGUCCGGAAUCGAACAGCUAGUUACGCAGUGAGUGCGCGCACCCCGCCACCGGGUACAGGCUUUCAUUUUUCACACUUGAGCGAACACCAGGCCGAUUCAGGCGCCGUGGCAAUGCUAUUGUGAAGCGCGUCCGCUCCAGGUUUCUACUUUUAUACUGCGCGCGGCCGCCCCCCACGCGAGUGGAAGUCGUUAUUUAUAUUUUGUAAAUAUCUAUAUAUUUUUGUACGAGUUUUGUACGUACAUACAUCAGCCAUGACGCAGACGGGCAUACAACAGAAGGACACCACUUACACGAAAAUCUUCGUCGGUGGUCUUCCCUACCACACAACGGACCAGAGUUUACGGGAAUACUUUCAAGCGUUUGGUGAAAUAGAAGAAGCCGUCGUGAUCACCGACCGGCAGACCGGAAAGAGCAGAGGAUAUGGAUUCGUCACCAUGGGAGAUAGGACGGCGGCUGAGAGGGCAUGCAAGGACGCAAAUCCAAUUAUAGAUGGACGGAAAGCAAACGUAAACCUCGCCUAUAUCGGUGCGAAGCCCCGAGGAAACAGUCCGGGUAGUCCUGUUCUGCCCGGAGCCGUACAGCUACGAGGUGGAUACCCGGCCUAUAUCUCCGGACAAUACGGGAUGCAGGCGCAGUACGUCUACCCGCCGCAGUACAUGCAGGGUCCGAGCAUGCUCAUACAGGGCCCGCACGCCGGACAGCUGUCGCCCGCCGCCGCCGCCAGCCAAUACUACGACUACGCGACGGCCUACGCCAGCCACUUCGCCAACACCUACGACCGGUAUGACCCCUACAGCUCUGCGGCCGGCUACGUCGCUCCGGGAUACGCCGGAGCCUACACCAUCCCGUCGGCCAUCCCUGCUGGCGCACCGACGCUUCCCGGGUAUCAGACGACAGGCAUACAGGAACGCAUGCAGUAAGACGACAUCGGGUGGUGAAGUCUCCAGUUGGAGAGAGAGAGAGAAGGCGGAGACGGUAGGGAGAACGAGACGGUUGAAGGUUAAAGGCGAGGAAAUCGCGCUGUGUUUCACGUACGCACAGAAAACGUUUACUUCUCCGCUAUACCGUAGAGAGGAAGAGGGAGAGUGAGAGACAGGAAGGUGUAGAAAGAGAGAGGGGGGAGGGAGGGGGCGUUGUGUUAGUGGUGGUAAUAGUUGACAUAGGACUGCUUUCCCUCUUGCUCACAUAGCGAACAUUGCGUACCAUUACGUUCAUGUCCCCCUUCCCCUGUAUAGGUAUCGCAAAAGAGUACUUUCGAAGAAUGUAUAAUUUAUUAUGUAAACUAUGUUACGUUGUUUUACAUACUCUGACGCUAGCGGCUUAGCGUCAACUUGUUAGAUAUUCCUUACUCCUGGAUGUUCGAGAUUUCUCCAUGCAUUUGGCAGUAGGUAAUAUAAAACAAGUAAUUCAAAAUGCGUCGUAAAAGAUGCAAUAGAUGCAGUGCGCACGUUAAAACUUUAGUAAACGACCUCAUGAAAAAGGUUAACUCUGAAAAUUAUUCUGAGGAAUCGGUCGAGAUGUAAGUGAGUGAGCAUGAUUCAUGCGUAGUAAAACUAACUGCACGCCGAAGGUACUCUGAAGGAAUUUCUUAAGAUAUAUCCAUGUCCGUCAGUAUACUUUAAUAAUUGUUAAGGUGCCUUAGCAAAUACCCGUGACCUCGGAGAAUAUCGGCUCUCUCGAAAGCUCUCGAUAACUCUCGGAAUGUCUAGGGUCGUGCAAUAGUCGAAGUUGUUACGGAUGCAGGUUGUAACGGAGACCGCUUAAACGACAUCAAAAUACUAUAGGUAUUUAGUAUCAUUACUGAAUAAAUUCCGACGUGAAAGCGGGAAGGAUUUAACAUGUAUACGUAUAUCAUGUUUAUAGCAAUCAACUGCGUCCUAAUAGUAACAUGUGAUAAAGCUCUUAUUGCAGUGGCGGCUGGUAACUGUUUAAAAUAGGGUAAUGAGUCAUGAAGGUUCCGCGCGUCAACUGCGUUAAACAGGUUAACACUUCAAUCAUUAUGUUAGUGAUAUAAGUAAUAUCUAACCUUUCGCUGUAUAUAAUCAAUAACCAAAUGUAUAGCGUAGACAAACUGUUAGCGCAUAUAUAUAUAGUACCUUAUAUAGUCUCGUUCAUAAUCCUAUGUUAUAGCUUAUAUUAUACGCAUCGUUCCAUCUGAUAACCGUUUAUGUAUAUAAUACUUCAUUCAAUGUGCAAUGGUCAUAGGCAAUGCUUAAUAAUCUAUAAGUUAAAUAUCGUUAGUGUUCAAGGCCAUAGUAGUAACGAAUCGUGUAUAAUUUUAUGUGUCACAAAAUUAUCUUGUCAACCACGGUGGCUUGGCAGGUGAGUUUUUGUGAUGAUAUUUAGAUAAUUGCGUUUAUUGUGCCGUCAUUGGUUAUAUGUCACUUGUAGUGCAUAUAUUAUCGAGAGCUACGCGUCCGUGCGCGAUUAUUUGCGACUCACACACGUGACAAUCGUCUUUUAACGUUCUAUAAUAAUCAUUGGCUAUGACGCGCUGCUAAACUAAAAACACAUCUGGUGGUAAUACCAAAGUGCCUUAGCGUGCUCCCCACCCCCUUGUGCCACUCGGGGGUCUAGGUUUCAGUUGCAAUCGUGACAGAACUGCCGUCAAUGUAUACGUUCCUAUUUCUUACCUUUACCUUUAUUCUCAAGGUCCGGUUGCAAACCGCGCACUGUGAGAACCUCAUGUCUAUAUCUUAUAUACGAAAAAAGUAUAUUUAUAUUUUCUAAUAUGUUACAGCCGGAGACUCGUGCCACACGUCACGACCUUACAAUCGCAUCUAUUCGUUAUAAAGUCGGUUCCGCCCAUACGUACAGUGUUCGCUCA